AUGCGGCGUCCUCGCUAUAGUCGUCGUCGCGCGGGCGCGGCGGCAGGGGUGGCGGCGAGGGCGGCGGCGGGAAAGCCGCUGGCGAAGUGGGAGGAGGACCUGCGGGACGGGCUGUUCCGCAAGUACUCGCUGGACGAGAUCCGCGCCGCCACGUGGGGCUUCAGCCGCGGCAACUUCCUGGGCGAGGGCGCGUUCGCGACGGUGUACCGCGGCGUGGGGCAGUCGGGCGCGCAGUGGGCGGUCAAGCGGUCCAAGACGGCGCUGCCGCCCGGGUCGUCGGGCGCGGGGGACUUCGAGAAGGAGGUGAUGACGAUCUCGCGGCUGUCGCACAAGAACCUGGUGCGGCUGCUGGGGUACUGCGUGGAGGACGCGGAGCACAUCCUCGUCUACGAGUACGUGCCCGGCGGCACGCUCUCCACCGCGCUCGCGCGCAAGGGCCCGCCGUACCUGACGUUCAGGGAGCGGCUGAGCAUCGCGCUGGGCACGGCGGAGGGGCUGCAGUACCUGCACACGGCGGCCGUGCCGCCCGUGAUCCACCGCGACAUCAAGCCCGACAACAUCCUGCUGGACGCGCGCAUGCGCGCCAAGGUCGCGGACUUCGGGCUGCUCAAGUACAUCCUGGAGGGCAAGGACGGCGCGGUGACGGGCGAGAUGGAGUCGCUGUACACGCGCGUGGCGGGCACGCCGGGGUACCUGGACCCCGAGUACCACUGCACGGCCAAGGUGACGGUGAAGGGCGACGUAUACAGCUUCGGCGUGCUGCUGCUCGUGCUCUUCACCGGCCAGCGCGCCAUCAUCGCGCCCUCCAGCCUCAUGUCCCUCGGCGCGGGCGGGGGGUCCGUGGGGAGCGCAGGCGGGGCGCCAGGCCAGUUGGACGGCGGAAGCAGGCCGGGGGAGGGCAGUCGGACCCCGGAGAGCCGCCGGAGCGAUUCACGCGGCGGCGGAGGGGGGGGGAGCGACGGGUCGCCGGCGCAGGGGUCGGAGGGCGCGGAGUGGCAGUCGGGGCCCGUGCACAUCUCGGCGUGGGUGGGUCCGCUGGUGCAGGCGAAGAUGGUGGAGCGCGUGGCGGACCCCAACCUGGGCGGCCACUACGACCGCGCCGUGCUGCUCCGGGUGCUGCAGGUGGCGCUGCAGUGCAUCCGCGCGUCGUCCAAGGCGCGCCCCGACAUGUCCACCGUCGUGCGCUGGCUGGCGGACCUGCGCGAGCAGGACGCGCAGCAGGAGCGUGCAGCGCUGGCGGCGUCGUGCGGAGAGGCGAGCGAGGAGGGCGAGGGGUCGGAGGGGUCGGGGUUCGGUGCGGAGAAGCUGUGGCGCGCGCCGUGGCUGCUGGAGGAGAGCGGUGAGAGGGGCAGCGCGGCGAGCACGCAGGGCCGAGAGCAGUCGGCGGUCGAGCCUUCCAUGGCGAGUAGCGUGCCGGAGGAAAGCUAUGAGGCGAGUGUGGAGUGGAGUGCGGUGAAGAGGGGUGAUGAAGACAGUGCCUGGUCGGAUGUGCAGCCAUCACAAGGCGCCCCUCUCUCACCCCCUGCUGUUCAUGCUGCUGCUGCUGCGCCCAGUGCAGGCCCUGUGGCACGGCUGGCUGCAUCGUCGGGCGCAGCAGGGUAUGCGACGGGGUACUAUGACUCGGGCGUGCUGCCUGCACCCCUGCCGCACCCACAGCACUCCGAGGUGACGCAGUCUGAAGUGACGCCAAGAUAA
This is a messenger RNA of Closterium sp. Yama58-4, 1695 nucleotides long. Lineage: Eukaryota; Viridiplantae; Streptophyta; Zygnematophyceae; Desmidiales; Closteriaceae. The record is from the annotation of a GenBank genome assembly.